Messenger RNA from Myotis daubentonii (Daubenton's bat), 7554 nucleotides. RefSeq names its product 3-phosphoinositide dependent protein kinase 1 (gene PDPK1). Gene Ontology annotation, biological process: peptidyl-serine phosphorylation; intracellular signal transduction. Gene Ontology annotation, molecular function: protein serine/threonine kinase activity; ATP binding. The record is from RefSeq and is a predicted model, not a curated record. Lineage: Eukaryota; Metazoa; Chordata; Mammalia; Chiroptera; Vespertilionidae.
GGCCGCAACCCGGAAAUGCGGCUCGAGGGCGCCGACGCAGCUGACCAGGGCCGCCGCGUGACGACAGCGAGCACGGCCAAUGAGUGCGGGCGGCGGCCGCGGUUUGGAGGAAGUCCCGCCCAGCGUCGCGCGGGGGCGGGGCGGCGAGCGGCGGGGCGGGCGCAGGAUGAGGGCGGCCAUUGCUGGAGCUCGGCUGCGGAGAGGAGGACGCUGAAGAAGCGCAGAGUCGCGCGGGGCUGCGGAGGUGCCCGAGCCGCCGCGGGGUCCAUGGCCAGGACCACCAGCCAGCUGUAUGACACCAUUCCUAUUCAGUCCAGCGUGGUGUUAUGUUCCUGCCCAUCCCCAUCAAUGGUGAGGACCCAGACUGAUUCCGGCACGGCCCCUGUUGCUCCAAGCGGUGGUAGCAGGCAGGGCCCAACCAUGGACAGCACUGCGGCCGAGUCCCGACCAAGUGCCAACUCACUGCAACAUGCCGCACAGCCACCACCACAGCCUCGGAAGAAACGGCCAGAAGACUUCAAAUUUGGGAAAAUUCUUGGUGAAGGAUCUUUUUCAACAGUUGUCCUGGCCCGAGAACUGGCAACCUCAAGGGAAUAUGCUAUUAAAAUUCUAGAGAAACGUCACAUUAUCAAAGAGAACAAGGUCCCGUAUGUAACCAGAGAGAGAGACGUGAUGUCGCGCCUGGAUCACCCCUUCUUUGUUAAACUUUACUUCACGUUUCAGGAUGAUGAAAAGCUGUAUUUUGGCCUUAGUUAUGCCAAAAACGGAGAACUACUUAAAUACAUUCGCAAAAUUGGUUCAUUCGAUGAGACGUGCACCCGAUUUUACACAGCUGAGAUGGUGUCUGCUCUAGAGUACUUGCAUGGCAGGGGCAUCAUUCACAGGGACCUGAAACCAGAAAACAUUUUGUUAAAUGAAGAUAUGCACAUCCAGAUCACAGAUUUUGGAACAGCAAAAGUAUUAUCCCCAGAGAGUAAACAAGCCAGGGCCAACUCGUUUGUAGGAACAGCCCAGUAUGUUUCUCCAGAGCUGCUCACAGAGAAAUCGGCCUGUAAAAGUUCAGACCUUUGGGCUCUUGGAUGUAUAAUAUACCAGCUUGUGGCAGGACUCCCACCGUUCCGAGCCGGAAACGAAUAUCUUAUAUUUCAGAAGAUCAUUAAGUUGGAAUAUGAUUUUCCUGAAAAAUUCUUUCCUAAGGCAAGAGACCUUGUGGAAAAACUUUUGGUUUUAGAUGCCACAAAGCGAUUAGGCUGUGAAGAAAUGGAAGGAUAUGGCCCUCUGAAAGCUCAUUCAUUUUUUGAAUCCAUCACAUGGGAGAAUCUGCAUCAUCAGACACCUCCGAAACUCACCGCUUACUUACCAGCCAUGUCGGAAGAUGAUGAAGACUGCUAUGGAAACUACGACAAUCUCCUGAGCCAGUUUGGCUGCAUGCAAGUGUCAUCGUCGUCAUCCUCCCACUCCCUGUCUGCCUCAGACACGGGUCUGCCACAGAGGGCGGGCAGCAACAUCGAGCAGUAUAUCCAUGACCUGGACACUAAUUCUUUUGAACUGGACUUACAGUUUUCCGAAGAUGAGAAGAGGUUAUUAUUGGAGAAGCAGGCCAGUGGAAACCCUUGGCACCAGUUUGUAGAAAAUAAUUUAAUACUAAAAAUGGGUCCAGUAGAUAAGCGAAAGGGUUUAUUUGCACGACGACGACAGUUAUUACUUACAGAAGGGCCGCACUUAUAUUAUGUGGAUCCUGUCAACAAAGUCCUGAAAGGUGAAAUUCCAUGGUCACAAGAACUCCGACCAGAGGCCAAGAAUUUUAAAACCUUCUUUGUCCACACACCAAACAGGACGUAUUACCUGAUGGACCCGAGCGGGAAUGCUCACAAAUGGUGCAAAAAGAUUCAGGAGGUGUGGAGGCACAGAUACCAGAGUCACCCAGACACCACCGUGCAGUGACAGCCCGCAGCCCUGCCCUCGCUGCCAGGACAUGCGCCCCAGCGCAGCUCAUGGCUAUCCGGGACGCUUCCAGACCACCUCCCAGCCAUCUCAAGGGGAAUGUAGACAGUGGAACCUUGCAGCUUUUUUAUUUAAAAGAAAAGAAGAAAAAAAUACCCAACAACACAAAGAACAAAACCAAUAAUGAACAGGAAUUCAGGGUCGCUUUGCUUGCUCUCUGUGCUCUAUGGAGGCCUCCCGAGCUGUCCUUGUUGCCAGCACCCAGUGCUGUGCACAUCUACCUGAUUCCCACCUGGACCAGUGGACCAGUGUCACCAGCUCUCCACCGUGCACCCCGGUCACCUGCUGGUCUUGCUGUGGCCUAGGGGACAGGGUGUAUCUCUGGGCUCUUUCUGCCCCCUAGACUAUCGUGUUACUCUUCACCAGGGAGUUGUGUGUGCUCUGCAGGGGGCGGCCUCUGAUCUCCAUGGGGUGGGAGGGUUCUUGGCUUUUGUCUGUGUGCUCUUUUCCUCAUGUCCCUAGAUCAUGGCCCAUCCCCUGUGCUGCGGGCCCUUGCUUUCCUCCUGGAGUAGCUCUGGCUACAGGAUUUCUGUCUGCAAGUGCUCCACAUGUUGUGACUGCCAGGUAGGCUCCCAGUGGUAAGAAGUGGAACAGGCUGUUGGGUGAAAUACAAGCCACUGCCUGCAAGGUUCCAAUCCAUCAUCCCAUGGAACGGUGUUGCCCUCCGGGGCUGGAACCCAUGCACACGGCUGCAGGGAGCACAGUCAGCAGUGGGCCCGGUUAGCCCCAGCUGCACCAGCAGACGGCUCUGCCGGCCUCAUGAGACCAGGGCAGCAAGGCAGACAGGGCCUGGUGGUCUCCACGUGUAGGAGUGAGAUCUGAUGAGCCUUUCUGAGAGUUUGUUAAAGGCUGAAGUGUGCAGGACUCCCCCAGACCAGUUACUUAGGAGCCAGGAGACUCCUCACAAAUUGGACGGUACUCAGUCAUCUGGGUGGUGGGAGGAGUGCAGGCUCCCGGCCAGCACACGCACCCUUUUCAUGUUGUGAUUGAAUAUGCUCACAGCCUAAAGUUCUUACAUCCCAACAGUGAGAAUCUAAUGCCUUCUCAUGGUGCCAGGUGAUCUGGUCUCCAUCAAGUGGACUUUGCCUGGGAAAAAAAGAGUUAACUUGCCUGGCACUUGAACCCUGCUCUCCUUCCAUUUCAGGUUCCCUCCUUUCAAUGCUUAGAGGCAGCUCCUACUCUACUGUGACCUACACAUGGUCCAGAUCCUGCUAGUUCUUUGAUUUUCUUUGCUGCUGCUCCCCAGACAGUGGGUCUUGGCUGUUCCUCUCCCUACCCAGGUGUCCCUGGAGGGCAGUCCUCUGUUCCAGGGGGAGAGGAGCAGGCCCUGCAGGCUGCUCCCAGGGGAUGAACACCUUUCCUUUUCCUUUAGACUUUCACCAAGGCACUAGCAAAAGGCUCACACAGGAAAGCCCCUCACCACUGCCCUGUCUCCUGUCUCAAACACACCAUUCAUCACCCUCUGUGACCAGUGGUCCCGAUGGGGAGGAGAGCCGCCUUCCUCACAGUGAGUGAUAGGAGUGGCUGUUCUUAAACUGGGCAGGAGCAUGGAUGUGGGGGUUCACUGUGCUGGGCAGGGAGAGGGCUGAGCAGAGGUCGUAGCCAGGUUUGCUGGUGGUUUCUGUUCGGGCCUGUCCUCUGCUCUGUGAAAUCUGAGAAAAGGACAGACAGCUCACCUCUGUCUGGGGCAGGGGCAGGGGCGGGGGUGCCCUUAGCGCAAACUCCCUCUAUGCUCCUCUUUCCUCACUUUUGAAAGGCCUGUGUUCAUCUGCUUUUCAAAAAGUGAGUCUGACUUGCCCCUUUCGAGAAUUUCACUUCAGGCUUCCUCCCAUAUUGACAUUUUACUCUUCUCAGAAACCCUGCCUGUGUGUGUGCUGGUAGAAGGGUGAGGAACCAGUUUCUGUGCAGCAUCACCUCAAGUGUCUGGUUACAGGGAAAUGAGCGCGGCUGGUACUUGUGUUUAAUAAGGGCACUCAGCCGGCUGCUCACGAGACAAGUCCUCCCAUGCAUUCUGCCUUCUGGAUAGCGCCACUACCUCCUGGGCUUAACCAACAAGCUCCAUCUUAACCUCUGAAACCAGGAAAUGAGGGGUUCAGGGUUGAGCUCAAAGUUGACAGAGCUGCAGUGACUGCCCUCGGCCGAGCCAGUGUAAGCUGAGCCCUUCUCUGUAAGCCAACUUUCUCUGUUCACUCAGAGGCCUCUUUUUUUUUUUUUUUUUUUUUAAGGCCCAUGUGUAAUCUUCUCUUACCCAUACUUCCGCCAGCUUUAAUUUUAUCUAAUUUAUCCUUACAGCGAUCGUCUUGGCAUCAGGUGCCUUACAUUCUGAGAUGUGGACAAGGGUCUGUGUAUAUACACAGACAUACCUGGAAAUAUGAAUGUGGAUUUAUCCAAAGUGAGAAAGAAAGUGCCCUGUUGUUUAAUAGAUCCAGGAGCCAUGUGUCUUAGAGUCAGCAAAGACAAGUCAAACCAGGUACCACCAACUGCAGACAGUCCCUCCCAUGCAGCCUCCCGCACGGAGGGGAGGGCAGCUAGGAGGCCUGUGCUCUCCACUGUGCCUUGUUGGUCUCUGGGAACUGGAGGAGACUGGGUUUGCACAGGAUGUUUCCUCCCCUCUUUCUGUGGACCUGACCAGGGCCAUGGGCAGUGGGCAGCCCCCUGUGGAGUGCAAAGCCCCGCCAAUGAUUGGCACCAUUGACUGCCUGCUAUUCUGAACCUAACAGCUCGUGACAGACUUGCUUUUGAAAAAAUGGCUCUUGUGGUCAUGCCAAAGCUGGCGAGAACUACACCUACUCCAGCCCUCUUGGCCCAGCCUGAAGGGAUUGCAGGAGAUGGCCCCAUGGCGCACACACAUACCAACCCGAACCCAGGGCAGGGGGCCCUGGGUGACUCCGAAUUUUCUUAAAACAUUUGUUUUCUUAAAAAAAAGGGGGGGGGGCAGAAAAGACCACUGUAAACAUUUUGGUGUAUAACCUGUCCUCCCUCCCCCCCAAAUUUGUUUGCUUUUUUCAUCUAAACUGGGAACAUAAAAGACAUGCUCUUUAUUAUUGGUUUUUAGUGUGAGAGGAAGGGAGAGAAACUUCAGGUGAGAAAGAAACAUACAUCAGUUGCCUCCUGUACACCCCCCAACUGGGGAUUGAAUCUGAAACCUUUAUAUGUGCCCUGACCAAGAACUGAACCCUCGACCCUUUGGUUCACAGGACGAUGCUCCAACCAACUGAGCCACACCGGCCACGGCCAAUAUAUACUGUUGUGCAUCGAGCUUUUUUCACUUUUAUUUUAUCUUAAGCAUUUCCCCAUGUCAUGAAUAAUGAUUCCGAAGCAUUGUUUUUAAUGAUUGUAGAGUUGAAUGGCUAUAAAUCUUAUAAUUUAUUUCCCUGUUAUAAAACAUUUAGGUGGUUUCUAGUUUUUCACUAUUUAAAUAAUGCUGUGAUGACUGUCUUUCUAAAUCUUUGAUUUUUUACUCUGAUCCCUUCUACCCCCAUUCCCACAAGUAGUAUUUUUGAGUAAAAGUUUGUUUCAAAGGUGGUAUUAAUUUAUUUCUGUCUGACCUGUUGCUCAGAUGCUCAGAGUUCUAGAACAGGACCUGCUUAGUUGUUUCCUUCAGAUUUUGAAGAAAUGAAUGAAUUUCUGGUAAAUUGUAUUGAAACUCUUAUUCAAACAGUGUUUGAAUAAGAUUGCUCUUUUUCUUUUUUAAUGCUAAAAAUGAUGUCAUUACUGCAGUAUUUUUGUGACAGAUUUUUCCAAAAGUCAAUUUCCUCGUCUUCAUUGAAAGAACCUGGUAUGCUGGCAUGUUAGUUACUUCCCCCGCUGCUGCCAUGGCUUUCACGUGCUUGGUGAUGUUUUCAGAGUCUUGUACUUUGUGUCCACAGUGGUACUGAACUUGCAGCUGCACAGUCGGGAGAUAGAAAGUGCUGACCUGAUCUUGCCACAUGCUUAGUGGGUGAUCUGUAAUUAAGUUUAUAGACUCGGAGUAUGCUGGGCCGAUUGGAAUCAGUGAAAAAACGAAAGCUCUACUUGGAAAAAAACCACAGACACAGUUGUGUUUUACAGAAGUGUGUGUGCCCCCCUCCCAUCUCCCACCUCCAGCUCUUCACAUCCUGGGACUCUGUCAGAGGGUCGUGGUUCAGUAGCACAUGGCCAGGCUUUUUCAUGGUAGAAAGUGAGUAUCCUGGCUAAGGACUUCCCUCUCCUCACCCACAGUGUUGCAGGUUGUCUAGUUGUCUUCACGUCCCGACCACCUCAAUUUGGUUUUAUACUUAAUUUCUCCACUUUACUUUGGGGUCCAUUGGUUCUGAAGGGAAACAGGCAUGAGAAAUUUUUCUAGGUACCAUGCUCAGUGCCACAUGACUCCGCCAAAGACUGUGGCUGAAUUGCACAGAAUUAGGUCUCCCGCCCUCCUCUGAAUCUUCAAACCCCCCUCCCUUGGCCAGUCUAGACGGAGGAUGCAGUCGCCAGGAGUUUGGAGAUGGUAUUGUUCGUGGAGAUGUUGCCAUACAUGCUUUUCCCUAUUCUUUCUUUUCAUAUCCAAACCUAACCUGAGCGGAUGGUGAGUCAAGUGGGUGUGGCCCUGCCUCUUGGGCAGCCCACCGGGCAAGGGCUGUAAGCCAGGGCAGGAGUCACUGCCUGAGCCUCAGGGGCACAGGCUGCUGGCAGGGUUGUAAUCCGGCUGCCUGUGGAGAGCUGGUCUGGGGAGGAAGCUGUUCCAGCAAAGAGCAGUUUUCUCUCCGGCUCAGACAGCUGUGGUGUGCCACUGAACAAGCCUUCGUACCCCUGAACUUUCCCCGUAAGUCCUUUCUUCAAUACGAGGAAACGCCAGACAUUAUGUACAGAGACCUAUGUACAAAAGGCAAACCUUUUUAAGCUGUGUAAUCCACCCUAGUCUAACCUGUCUAGCUGAGGACCGUGGGUAGGGUUCAUUUUGCAGGGGACAAGCCUCUAUCACCAUCAUAGGUUUGAUUGGACGUCGGCAUAAUUUACUUCCGUGGUAUUUAGAGCUGCUGUACCUGUUCCUUGACACAAAAUCGGACGAGUCAAUAGUCUGUUAGUUGUCUUUCAGGUUGGUGGCAGUCACUUAGAACAUGUGUGAUAUUCUCUACCUGGUCUGUAGCUGUAACUGUGAUGUACAGGCAAAGCAAAAAUUAAAAAAAAAAAAAAACUUAUGAAAAACAAAUAAUGCAAUGAUAUUAGGAUAUACACUUUUGUAUUUUUAUUCUUAUAUAAGAUUAUUUGCUGGCUAUUGUUGGCCUCUAAUUCAGUCUGUGUUAUUUAAAAUCUAAUAUAUGAAUUAUUUGGAUUGAAUUCAUGUUUGAGGCCAGGUUGUUAUAUGUAUUGAUGUACAGCCUUGAAUGUGAAUAAUUAUUGUAAACUAUAUUUUACAACUUUUUCUCUGGCUUUAUUAUAUAAAUUUUCUAUUUGGUCGAUGAUUUAAUCAUAUCAUAAUUUAAUGAAUCUUUUUUUCCCCAAAAUAUUUGUGCUUUAGAUGUAGUUGCUGGAUGAUGAAUUUUACACAUAUGCGAGGUAGUCUUGUAAUAAAAAAGCAUGAAGAGUGUA